CCUCUCCAUCUCACAGUUCUCCUGUCAGCAAGCCUUCCUCAGCUCUUGCUAACCUCUCUGGCUGCCAUCAUCUUGACCACACUUUUUCAGCACCGGUGUCAUCUUGACCAAAGAGGAAACCAACAAUGUCUGGCAUUAUGAAAGUGUUUCUGCUCAUCGCUGUCAUGUUCUGCAUCUCUGAAGCCCAAAGCGAUAAAAGCCAGCAGUGUCUGUGUCAGCGUCUCAAGAAUCGCAUCGUUUCGAAGGCUGAGAUUAAGGAAAUCCAGAUCUACCAAGCAACCGUCUUCUGUACCAAAGUCGAGAUUGUUGUCACCCAGAAAAACGGCUUUCGCUAUUGCCUGAACCCCGAGCUGGCCCCAGUGAAAAAACUCAUGACUGUCAUGAUGAACAAGCAGAAAUCCUCUACAGCUUCACCAUCUGAUCUGACUUACACUGCAGGCAGCACCAGCACCGGCACCAGCACCGGCACCGGCACCGCUCGCAACUAACUCACUCCGUUAUAACUUUCUGCCCGAACAAGAACCUCAUUCGAUCUCUGACCCUCUCAACAAAAGCACCUUCAACAAAUAUAGAUGUAAAAUAAUUGAAACUUUCUGUCUAUUUAUCUUCUAUUUAUACUGAUGUGCACUUACAGUAUAUCUCUUUUCUUUGUGUUCUGUUUUUUUCUGAUAUGUUUUUGUACAUUUAUAUAUGUGUUGUAGAUUUUUCAGAAUUUUUGGUACCUUUAAUUUUUUAUGACAAGAAGAAAAAUAAAGAAAAGUCACAAAA
Molecule: messenger RNA, 768 nt
Organism: Acanthochromis polyacanthus (spiny chromis)
Lineage: Eukaryota; Metazoa; Chordata; Actinopteri; Pomacentridae
Product: C-X-C motif chemokine 6-like
Exons: 4
Coding region: 126-488 (120 amino acids)
Biological process (GO): chemokine-mediated signaling pathway; cellular response to lipopolysaccharide; inflammatory response
Cellular component (GO): extracellular region
Molecular function (GO): chemokine activity; CXCR chemokine receptor binding
Source: RefSeq, a predicted model, not a curated record